GACCGGAGAAAAGGGGACGAACAAACGGGAGGAGGGGAGGCCUGCCACCUCCCUCCUUUGCUCGCUGACUUGCUCCCUCCCGGUCUGCGGCUGCUGCAGCGGCGGCGGGACUCAAGGCUGGCGGCGGGUGCGACUGAGACCGACUGAGACUGCGGGAUUUGCCACUGUCUCUGCUGUUUCCUCCUUCCCCUCUCCCUCUCUCAUCUCAAGGGGCCCUCUCCCCUUUCCCAUCUCAAGAUGGCAGCCAGCAGCUCAGAGGUUUCUGAAAUGAAGGGGAUAGAAGACAGUCCCAAGACAGAGGGAGACGCACCUGGCCACUCUGAAGCUGAAGCGGGUCCUCACCAGGUUGUAGCAGAUACCCCAAAUCAGCCAGAGGCCCUGCAGCCAGGCUCAGACAUCACUGUGGACUCAGAGCCCAAGGCUGGCCUGGCCAGGGAUAUCACAGAGACCCCAGCUGAGGCCCCUGAAACAGCCCAGACCACAGACCUCAGUUUAAACCCAGGAGGGGAAGCCAAAGCCAGCUCCAGCCCUAAAGAGGCAUGCCAAGAGCCAGUAUCCAAACCUGAGAUGAACAAAGAACCUGCUGCAGAGCAGGAGUCUGAACAGAAAUCUGCAGCCCCUCCUCAACCAGCCUCAGAACCUGCUUCCCAGUUAGAUCCCCAGUCAGACCCUCAGCCUGCCCCCAAACCAACCCUUCCACCAGAGUCCCCUACCCCGGAGGUCCUGACAGAAAGUAUGGGGGAGAAGCAAGAGAAUGGGGCAGUUGUUCCUCUGCAAGCUGGAGAUGGAGAAGAAGGCCCAGCCCCCCAACCUCACUCAUCACCCUCAACAAAAACACCCCCAGUCAACGGGGCACCCCCCCGUGUACUGCAGCAGCUGGUUAACGAGGACCGAAUAGGAAGGGCUCACAGUGGGCAUCCAGGAUCUCCCCGAGGUAGCCUGAGCCGACAUCCCAGCUCCCAGCUGGCAGGGCCUGAGGUAGAAGGGGGUGAUAGCACCCAGAAACCUCGAGACUACAUCAUCCUUGCCAUCCUGUCCUGCUUCUGCCCCAUGUGGCCUGUCAACAUUGUGGCCUUCGCUUAUGCCGUCAUGUCCCGGAACAGCCUGCAGCAGGGGGACGUGGAUGGGGCUCAUCGUCUGGGCCGAGUGGCCAAGCUCUUAAGCAUCGUGGCAUUGGUGGGGGGGGUCCUCAUCAUCAUCGCCUCCUGCGUCAUCAACUUAGGCGUGUAUAAGUGAGGGGCACUGCCCUGCAUUCCAAGACUUUUCUUCCUGUUGAGAGCUGCCUUGGGCCCAUCCCUCCCUGGGGGAAGCCCAGUGGAUGGCCCUGGCCCCCAUCCCUAGGGACCAAGGGAGCCUAAACACCCUUGUUUACAGCUUCUUUCCUGCUCCUGCAUCCUGCCAGGCUCCCCUGUCAACCGUAGGCCUCUCUUUGCACUGUUUCCAACCUCCCUGCACUUCUGCUUGCGGAUGGCCCCUCCUGCCUCUUAGCCUCCCUACCUCUUUGCACUCUGGAAACCCCUCUGCAUUUCUGGAAACCUCCCUGAACAUCUCCCAAACUCCGUGCUCUUGGCCUCCUGACAUCUCUUCCAGUCUCGGAAUCCUCUAACCCUCAACCCUCCUGCUCCCAAUUUUCACUGUCUUGGCAUCAAACCCAAUCUUUUCCUCCAUCCUUUUUUUAACACUCCACCUUCAUCACCACGUCCUCCGCCCCUUUCCUCUUUCCGCCUUCUCAUCUCCCCCUCUUCCCCCCCCCGCCCCCCCUCCUCCCCGCGCAUCCUCUUCACCCUCCUGCCACCAUUUAUUUUGCAAAAAACUCCUGUACUUAGAUCAGGCGUCGGGGGGAGGGGGUGAGGGUGGAAUAUGACGCCCUACCUAGCCCAGGGCUCCGACUGUUCUUGGCUGGGACUACCCUGGCUCGGACCCCCGCCCCCUAAAGCGCCUAUUGGGUCACUAAGCUGGCAAGCCACGCCUCGCCCGGGUGUACUUGCAUAAGGGUGGGAGUCAGGUUCUGAACUUGCAGUGGGAUACAGAGGGCUGAGAGUUGAGGUUGAGUUGACCUGCACACCUGGGCUUUUUAACCUGUUUCUUUCUUGAAGGUGUCGGGGAUUCAGGGUUUUCACAUGAUUUGUAACCGAAGAAUCCACACACACACACACACACACACACACACAAAGGACCAAAGCUCCCAACUGCAGGGAGCAAGGGAUCUCUGCCAUUAUUUUCUAAAGAGGACGAGGGAGGGGAGGGUUGAUGCUCGCUACAGCCCGCUGAGGUGGCAGGCGGGGAGCCAGCUGCAACGCAUUUCGUAGUUGGUGGGAUUUUUUUUUUCUUAUAAGUCUUGGGGGAACUAAAAUUCCUUUUAAAAAAAGAUAUACCAAAUUGAUUCUCCAUUUUUGUAUGCUGAAUGCUGCAUGAAUCGUAAUACCAAUAAACGGAUAAUGCAUGAGA
This is a messenger RNA of Jaculus jaculus (lesser Egyptian jerboa), 2448 nucleotides long. It is a transcript of the gene Prrt2, whose product is annotated as proline rich transmembrane protein 2. NCBI's taxonomy places the organism in Eukaryota, Metazoa, Chordata, Mammalia, Rodentia, Dipodidae. The transcript has 4 exons. Gene Ontology annotation, cellular component: membrane. The coding region runs from base 238 to 1236 and encodes 332 amino acids. The record is from RefSeq and is a predicted model, not a curated record.